Cyclospora cayetanensis is the source of this 7089-nucleotide messenger RNA. Its product is annotated as mucin-19. The transcript is spliced from 20 exons. Gene Ontology annotation, biological process: regulation of transcription by RNA polymerase II. The record is from RefSeq and is a predicted model, not a curated record. Lineage: Eukaryota; Apicomplexa; Conoidasida; Eucoccidiorida; Eimeriidae. Gene Ontology annotation, cellular component: nucleus. Bases 1 to 7089 code for a protein of 2362 amino acids. Gene Ontology annotation, molecular function: protein binding; transcription cis-regulatory region binding.
AUGAUUGUGGAGCGACUUUUCAACGUGCAUCAUGGAGGGCUUCCAAUAUCAUCUUUGGCUUUCCAGCCGCACCCCCUUUACGUUCAUGCGGCGACCACACCAGGCAGCGGCAGGCGGAGCAACAGCAACAAAGGCAGCAACAAAGGCAGCAACAAGAGCAGCAGCAGCAGCAGUGGCAUAGCGGGAGCCAUCCCGACGAAGCAGCGUCGCACGACGGCAUCCUCGGCAAGUGGUGGAGUGCAGCAAAAACCGCCGAAAAACGCAUGCGCUGCCUCCAAGCAAACGGCUGGCCGUCGAUUUUGGGAGUAUGAGCGCUUAGCCACGGCAGCAGCGACGUCUGUCAAGAUAUGGGUUGUGCAUGCGCAUCUGCCGCAUGAAGUUGCUGCAGCAACCAAAAACGCCAAGCGGCAAGCAAGCCGGGCAGCAGCUGUAGCAGCAGCUGCCUCAGGAAAUUCGCCAGCAAAGAAGGCAAAGACUGAGCCGCAACAACUGCAACAAGAGCGGCAAGAUGUACCUCCCCCCUCCACGACUCCCUUAUGUGCCAUCACCACGACGAGCAACAACAACAACAACAGCAGCAGCAGCAGCAGCAACAGCAACAACAGGAAUAGCAUGCAGGGCCCUUGCUCAGCGCUUUCUGGCGAUGGUGCUGUACAGAGUGCAACUUGCAGCGGCGGCAAGACACCUUCGGCAGCAUCGGCAAAGGCGGAUGCAGCAGCAAGAGCCGCAAGAGCAGCAGCAGCGUUGGAAAACUACGGUGCUGUGGAGGGUGUUAGGCCUAUAAGAAAUCCUCUAACGCGUGCGACAUGCGUGUGGGCAGCCUCUAAUCACAAGGCAAACGUCACCGCAAUCCGAUGGACGUGGGAUGGUGAAUUGCUUGGUUCUUGCGAUAGCAGCGGAGAAAUCCACAUCUACUCACUUGCUCACAGCGGGGGAAGAGGCAGCGGAGGCAGCAGCAAGCCAAAGGCAGCAGCAGCAAGACGCACACGCCGUGGAGCAUCUCCCCCCCCUCCCCAGCAGCAGCAGCAGCAGCAGCAGCAGCAAGCUGGAAGCCUUGCGGGGAAGAGUGCUACUGCAGGAGUUUCGCCUCUGCCAGCAGCGAGUGCUGUUUCUUCUGUGUCAACGCCGCUUGCUUCCUCUCAAUCUGCGUCGCAGCUCAGCAAAACGAGGGGCAGAAAGUCGACAGCGAAAGCUGCAGCAGUGGAUGGCGUUUCGUCCUCAGAAACACUCGCCGGUGCUCCAACUGCAAAAAGUGCUGCUGCUGCUGCAAAAAAGAAGUCGAAGGACGUGCCGGCAGGAGCAGCCAAGAAUUUCAGCUGUCUCUGCCCUUUUCUGCGUCUGUCGCAUCUCCCCCCGCCAGACAGACUCCUCCUUGGGCAUGAGAUAGAGCAGCAGCAACUCGAUUGCGAUGCAGCGCUAGAGGCUACCGUUUAUAUGGAGAGGUGGAAGCUCGUGAAGACGCUCAAGACUCCCCAAUCCUCACUCCCUCAGACAAGCAGCAAGAAGCUCUACAUGUGGCGAUGUGAGCCGCCUGCUGCUGGGGAAACCUCGUGGAUUGUCGAAGAGGCGAUGCAUCACGAGGCUAUCCUGCGUGAAGGUCCCACAGACUCUCCAGUCUUGCGCAUUCCUUCGUUUUGCGUUUCUGACUGCUUACUGGCAGUUUCUCACGCACAAAGGAAUGACGAGGCUGUGGGCUGCGCCUUCGCCGUCGAUGAAAAGGGCUUCAAAGAGCCAAAGGCACCCCUUCUUUUCUACGGGCAUCAGGCACCUGUUAAAUGUGUGAGCUUCGGCGAUGGCAUGUUUAUUUCAUCAAAGAAGGGGAAACGCACUGAACGCCACGUCAUGUACUGUCAAGCAAGCGAGGACGGAACGAUUUCCAUUUGGCGAGUGCCUCUUGCAGACAGCAGUCGCGCUGCAUGCACUGCGGCUAGCAGCAACACUGGCAGCCCUAUUAAAGCCAAAUCUUCUUCGGCUUCCUCUUCGCAACAGCAUCAACAGCAGCACCAGCAGCAGCAGCAACAACUGCAGCAGGGAGAGCAACAACAGGCGCAGUGCAUUGCUGUGGUGACGAACCUUCUUGACGAAGGCACAACUGUUCAGAGCUUCUCGUGGAGCCGCGGCGGGUUAUGGUUGGCUGUCGCUUGCAGUGGAGGUUCUGUAGCGUUGUUGCGCUUCAGCAUGGAGGAGAUAGGGAGCAGCGAUUGCGUGUGCAACAGCAGCUUCGAUUACCAUGCAGCAGCAGCAGCCGCUGCUGCCCGUGAGGCUGCUGGCGCUUCCAGCAGCUCUGCUCGAUCGCAAAUCUUCAUACCAGCUGAGCCAGGAACAGAAAUCGCUGCAGCAACAGCAGUAUCUGUUGGAAGUCGAUCGUCGUGUCGCUGCAGCUGUUGCUGCUGCUUCUUGCACUCUGCGCUGCAGCUGCGGAAGCUCUCGCCACAGCCAAGCGUUCCCCUCAAGAGUUUGUCAGCGGCUUCGGGGGGAGAAAGUCAGGGGAAAGAGGCAACGCUCGCUAGUGUGCAGAUUCCAACUGCCGCUGCGACGUCUGUACCGCUCAGGCUGCUGCAGCAAGAAACGGUGACGCAGAGUGGCGUCCGUCGGAUUAAGCCCGUUUUGCUCUCUCGCUUAGACGGUUCUCCACUGCGGGAGCCACGGCUUGCAGCAGCAGUCAAUGACUCAGCAGCAGCACCAGCUGCAGCUGCAGCAGCAGCAGCAGCAGCAGCAGCAGCAGCAGCAGCCAGCUCUGCGGCAAUCAAAAACGCAAGUGCAGGGGGAACAGCAGUCGCAGAGGUGCCAGGAGGUCUCUUUGACUCCCCUGGCGCUCCUGCUGCUACCGCCUUUGCUGCAGCACAGCGUCAAGCGAUGCAAACAGGAAAAACACGGAGCCUCAUCGAAGUGUUUUCGAGAAUGACAGCUCUGUGCAGCAGUCGCACGGAAGCCACACCUCCCACUGCUGCUGCUGCCGCUGCGGAGACACCAGCGCCUACCUCGAAGGAGGACGCUGCUCCUGCCGUAGAACGACGACGUCAGAGUGAACAGCAGAAUAGCCUCGAACCUAGCAGCAACGGCAGCCCUAGCCACAACACUGCCACUCCCAGUACCACCACUACUACCACACUCGCCUUUGCAAUGACUGCCCCUGACGUGACUGCCGUCUACAGACAACGCAGUGCCUUGUCAGAUGCGAAUGCAAUCAUCUUUUUUUCGCCUGCUUCGCUGGCAGCUGCUGCCGCUGCAGCCGCUGCUUGGCAUCCUUCGCGUCUGACUGCUCGCAUGGCGUUGCGAGAUCCGCGAAAGGUAGUGGCUGCCUCUUCUUCUUGUGCUGCUUCUUGUGCUGCUGCUCCUGCUGCUUUUUCGUCUGCUUCCUGUGCUGCCUUGCGGACCUUCUCCCGCGAUGGCAAAGGGAUCCAUGGAGCAGCGAAUCUCUUCGAGCAGCAGCAGCAGGUGUUGCGGAGGGUUGCUGCAUCUGUCGCUGCGUGGAAGGCAGGGGACUGCAGCAGACUGCGCAACGACGCUCCUUCCGCUGCGGCGGCAGCAGCGCACAAGCCCGUUGGAAGCGGCGGGAGUAGCAGCGGGGAGUCUGCUAGCAGCAGUUCGCGCACAAACAACGGAGGGACUGCUAGCGGCAGCAGCAAAGCAAGCAGCGGCAGCGGCGGAGAUGACGGCAGUGGAAGAGAGGGAGAGAGAGGACGGGGUGGUUCUGCGGCAUCUUUCGAGGGUUCGGAGGCAGAUGACAGCGAAGCAGAAGAGGAGGAGCUGCAGACGGCUGCUUCUGGCACUGGUGCUGCAGCCGCGUUCGACGAUCCGAAGGUGCCUUGGGAGGAGUGGAACCCUUUCGCUUCGAGGCACGAGCGGCUGUUGCUGCUUUUGCAGCGGCUCGAGCGAGAGGAAGCUGAGGAGGACGAAGCCGCAGAAGUCGCAGAGCAGGCUGCAAUUGCUGCAGCAGCAGCGGAUUCUAGCGGCAGCAGCAGCACAGCGGAGGAAACGGACGCAGACAAGGAAGCAGCUUCCCCGCGCAUCCAGCAGCAACAGCAGAGCAGCAGAGUGACGAAGGCAGGAACUGUGACUGCAGAGGCUAAGACUCAGAAGGGGAGGCAGCAGCAGCAGCAGCUGCAGCCUGAGCAAAACAAGCAGCAAGAAGGGCUGAAGCGGGGGGAAAACAGCGCUGCCGCUGGAAAGCAGCCGAAGCCUUCUAAGACAGCAGCAGCAGCAGCUAUCUCGGCUGGUGCUGCUGCCUUCAGUCCUCGAAGGGCAGGUGGUAGUAAACAAGGCGCUCCAGCGAAAUCUCCAGCUGCUGUGCAAGAGGAGGUCGCAUUUACAGUCAAUGGAGAGGAGAGGCGGAUUUGCGCGCUUAACAGGAAGGCGUGUGAUGCGAAGAGACGUCGUAUUGGGGAUGCUGAAACUUCGGAAGGCGUCGCAGACAAGGGCUGGUGCUCCGGCAAUGAGGCACCCUGCGUUGUGUGUUGCUUGGGUAAAGGCAGGAGCAAGGACAGAAGCAGCAGCAGCAGCAGCAGCAGCAGUAGCAGCAGCAGCAGCAGCAGCAGCAGCAGCAGUAGCAGCAGUAGCAGCAGCAGCAGCAGCGGAGCACAGCGUGCAGACGUCUGCGUCGCUUGCUUGCCGUUCGAUUUCGAGGCUGCAUUUUUCGCAGCAGCUGCUGCUGCGAAAUGUCUGAUCUGCGCGACACCUGUGGGGGGAGUGUGCGCUCUGCCGUGGGUGGCGUCUGCAUGUGCGCUGCAGGUGCUGUGGACGUACAGCCUUGGCGCUGGGACUGAUGUGUCGCUCAUGUCUGUGAAUGCAGAUGCAGGGGUAGUAGCAGUCGCUGUGUCGCGCAGAGAUCGCAGCAGACGCGGUGAGAAUGACAGCGGUUGCAUGCAAGGGGAGCAGCUGCUGCAUCUCGUGUGUUUGUCCUCUGGGUUGCCUCUUUCCCUCCCGACGCUUGGAGGAGGAUUGCGCAACUGCAGAAUCUCAGCAAUGGCAUUUACGCUCCUCCGCGAUAAUGCUUCCCAGCGGCAAAAGGAGGAGCACACUGGGCUGUCGAGACAGUCGACCUCGCGAGCGCCGCUGCUGCUGCUGCUGCUGACAACUCACGCGGAGCUCUUUGGCCUCUCCUUAGGCUCUCUCCUGCCUCCGCAUCCUCAGGGAGAAAUGCAGCAAGUGCAGCAGCAAGUGCAGCAGCAAGUGCAGCAGCAAGGGCGGCAGCAAGGGCAGCAGCAAGGGCAGCAGCAGCAGCUCCUUGAUGUCACCGCUGCUGCAGCGUGGGAUGCGUCGUGGAUGCCUCAAUUUGUGGUACCCCUGCGAAGUUUGUGCGGCGGCUGCAUGCGGGGGAAGCCUCAGAACGCGAGGCAAGACACCACAGACGCGGUGAUCUGGGUAGAGCUGCUUCGCGGCAGAGGAUCGCUGCAGCAGCUCUUUGCUUCCCCAGGAGCAACUGGCUCGCGAGCAGCAGCGCAUGCAUGCGGCCAGACGGCGGCUGAGGCUGCUGCAGCAGAAGUCGACGCCUCGGCAGACAGCGCAGCAGCUGCCGUUGGGGAAGGGGAUCAAGGGAGGCUUUCAGCGCUGCUGCAUCGUCUGACUCCCUCGGCUGCUGCACCAGCCUUCUUGAUCCUGCUGAUAGCCAUGCAAUCCGGAAGAAUCUUCGCAUGUCGCCUUCGCCCCUGCUGCAGCAGCACCCAGUGUACAGACACUCUCCCGUAUGCGGCUGAACCCUUUAGGCGGAUUGACGACCUAGACUUCGCGACGUCGGAUUUCUUUUCCCUCAUUUCCUGGGAAAAUUUAGAGCAGCAGCACAGACAGCAGCUGGCGGCGCCUGGGGGAGAAGACGGCGUGGCUGCUGCGGCGACACCCUCCGACACGCGCACAUCUGCGGAAGAAGCGAACAGUGGCAGCAGCAGCGGCAGCACUGGAUGCAGGGUUGACGAACGAACCACGGUGCGCAGUGACGAAGCGGAAGAAAGCCUCUUAGAGAGGAUUCAACGUCGGAUUCCAGCUCUGCAAGAUGCCUGCUGCAACAGCUUUUGGAGCAACAGCAGCAGCAGCAGCAGCAGCAGCAGCAAGAGCUUCCUGAUUAAGCUUGCGCAUCGCUUCCUGCUCGCCUCUUUGGGCUUGACACCCAAUAGCGUUUCUGCCCUCCGUCGCGCCAGGGGUUUGAGCCUCAUUCGCCGCUAUUACGCGAAGGGAAGUUUUCUGAAGCCAUCAGAACAAGGCUUUCUGACAGAGACUGCGGCUGCAAACAGCCCACGGCAGCAGCAGCAGUCACGGCAGCAGCAGCACCCUCUCCUCCAACAACAACAGCCGCAGGAGCCGAUUCUGUCGCUGCAGAGGGCACAGAGUUGCUCUUCGACACGGCAAUCCGUACAGCACCUGCACCACCAGAUAUUGUGUGCGUUGCAUCUCGGCUCCUGCAGAGAUUUCGAAAGAUGGAUGCAGCAGUUGUUGUUGCGGCUGUCGGAGCUGCAGCAGGUUGCUCAGCUGUCUGCCCUCGUGGAAAUGUUUGUUGCCACGGAGGUUCAGCUGCUCUCUCCGUGGCUGUGCCUCCUGCGGCAGCGCGAGCAGCAGUUGCUGCAGGCUUGCGCAUCUUCGCUGCUGGACGUGUCUGCCGCGGAUGAACUCCGACGUGUUGUUUCUGGAGCUGAGAGACUACAAGCAGCAGCCUUAGGGGAAAUACGCGGCACUGCUCUUCCUGCUGUGGAUUGGCGUGUAUGGACAGCAGCAGGCGCUGACGCUGCAGCGAUCGCGGCAGCGGUGUCUGACGCCUUGGCGGCUACUGCGGAAAUCAGCAAAGUCUCGGGCGGGAACGAAGAAGAGGCUAAGAGUCUACUCGAGGCGGCGCAGGAGGAAGCGCGCAAGGUGCGAAAAGCUGAAUCUCUUCUCGCUGCUCUUCGGGAGCAAAUCAGGCAAGUCGCUGCCUCCGUCGAGCGGCUGGAGGAGGAGCAUGCACAUAUGCUGCACUGCCGCUACAGGGACGCACUGCUGAGGAGUCUGACUUUAGAGGGCGAGGCUGAGGCUGCGCUUGGAGCUGACUUAGGGGGCGAGGCAGAUAAUGUAGAUUUCAAUGGGGAGGGAGAUGCAGCAGGCGCUCUGAUGGAUAUUUUCUGA